Anarrhichthys ocellatus (wolf-eel) is the source of this 579-nucleotide messenger RNA. RefSeq names its product complement C1q-like protein 4. The record is from RefSeq and is a predicted model, not a curated record. Gene Ontology annotation, cellular component: synapse. Gene Ontology annotation, molecular function: protein binding. The transcript is spliced from 3 exons. Gene Ontology annotation, biological process: maintenance of synapse structure. Bases 1 to 579 code for a protein of 192 amino acids. Lineage: Eukaryota; Metazoa; Chordata; Actinopteri; Perciformes; Anarhichadidae.
AUGAGAGAGUGUGUUACGGACUCGGGUUCCUGUGGGUGCUGUAUGAUGUUGAAAGAGAUGGACAGGCUGACGACAUACUUUACCACGACUUUGAAUACGUUGGAGAAGGAAUACAGACAAACAAAGCACAGUCUGGACAAAGUGAAAGCCAGCCGCAGCGCCUUCUCUGCCACUCAAAUCGAUGACACAGAUAUAUGCCAUGUCUCCUACAAGUUCGACAAGCUCCUGUCCUACAAACGCGUCUUCAUCAACCUGGGUAAUGGCUACAGCGCGGAUACCGGUGUCUUCACCGUUCCACACUCUGGCGUCUACAGCCUCGCCCUCACCGUCUACAGUGACGCUGGUGCUCCUGGUCGGAGAAUAGCCGCCUGUGCCAAUCUGCUGGUUAACAACCAGUUGGUGGCAGGACCCAGAGAAGAAAAUAAGCUAGACCAAGAGGACAGUGCCACUACAGUCGUGGCCCUUCACCUGAAGGCUGGGGACAUGGUGGCCGUCCAGCUGCCCGGUGGAUGUUUCAUAUGCGACAACAGCAGCCAGUAUAACACUUUCAGUGCCUUCCUCCUUUAUCCUACUGAAUAA